AUGAAUACAAUAAAAACAACUCCGGGGCCGAGAAGUUUAGAACGACCAAAAACGAUGUUACUACCGCAACUUCGAAACGAAGGAACACUGCCAACAAUUACUGAAAAGCGUUCACCGUUUUUUAAAACUCUAAGUCAAGAUGAUCUUCUCUCGCCAGAUUCAAAUGACCUGGUUCAAACAUGGCUUUUUGAUCAACCAGAAGCGAAUAAACAUGUUCAAUUCGCACGAGAAGAAACUAGUGAACGACAAGCGACAUCAAGUCCUCGUUUACGAAAUAUUUAUCAACAACCUCCACCGCCAACUGUAACAGCUUCUCUUCCAGAAAUCAAGAUCGAAAACAAAUCGGCGAAGCCACGUGAUCCCUACGUUGCUGCGACGACCGAAGCCAAAUUCUAUCGUACCACUUCUCAGAAAGCAUUGUCUAUUUCAAGUACAGGAUCAUCAAUAUUAUCGCCGCGUACGCGUCAGUCACCAAUUAUACCAUCACCGCAAGCAGUCGCAUCUAAUUUCUUCUUUCGUGCACCGUCCAACGAAGUAGCACGAAGUUAUAUUAGUACACCGACUACAAAUCGAGAUCGGCCGUUGCCAUUGUCUUCACUCGAAUUGAAUCCAAGUCUAUCUGAAUCGGAUCGAAAGCGAUUCGACGAAAUUCGUCAACAAGUUCCCGAAGAAUUUGAUCAAUUACUUCCGACAUUAAUCCACGUCGGAGUGAUUCUCUGGCCGAAGCGACUCUUCGACAAUAACAUACAACUAACUGUUAAAGAACGCAAACAACGUCAACAUUUACUUUCCAUUAUCGACAAGAAUAAUCAAGAAACUGAACAACAACAACAUCUUGAACGUUUAUACGGCAGUGUCCUUCCCACUGAUGAUAUUUCACGUAAACAUCGUCUUCUACGAGAAAAUCUUUCAUUUCAAGGUCAACUCUCAUUGAUUAAAGCGUAUCAUGAUGCAAUCGAGGAUGAAUUAACGAACCAUUUCCCUCAAUGGAGAUCAAUAUCGGUGCGAGCACUUCAACCAAGUUUGACUGAAGACACCAGUUCCGUCAUUCGCUCAUCGAUUUUAACUACAACACUUCGCGCCAAACAAAAUUUCUUAAAAAAUAAAACUCUUUCGACUGUAUCACAGUUCACUAACGACGAAUCAUCGUUUCCAAUCAUACCCGAUGAAAUCGAUGAUCAAUGGCAAAAGAAAUCUCUGGUGAAAGUCAUCGAACAAGGCAUGCUUAUUCUAGAUCAAACAAGAAAACUAGGCGAGAUCGAUGCAAUCAACCAAGAAGUCGACUUCGAACUACAAGCCCAGCAAUGUGUUCGAAAAUAUAAACGUUGGAUAUUUUUAUGGUCAACACUUUUCACUGAUGAGAAAUAUUUUCUAUAA
Adineta ricciae is the source of this 1377-nucleotide messenger RNA. NCBI's taxonomy places the organism in Eukaryota, Metazoa, Rotifera, Eurotatoria, Adinetida, Adinetidae. The record is from the annotation of a GenBank genome assembly.